AUGGAAAAACUUUUCAGAAACCAGGAGUUGAAUGUUAGUGUAAGAACCGUGAGGUGGGGCGGUGAGGUACUCUUCUAUGCAAAAGACGUGGCAGAGUCCUUAGGGUACGCUGAUACGAAGAGGGCAGUCCAGAAACUUGUUAGGAAGCAAAAUAAGGUAAGCGUAUACGAGCUACGCAAGGGAGGCGAUUUGUCUCCCUUCAAAAAAUGUCACCCACAAAUGAUCCUGCUAUAUGAACCUGGUUUGUAUCAACUAAUAUGUACCUCAAGACUUCCAAUAGCGAAGGACUUUCAGGAUUGGGUAUUCAAGGAAGUCCUGCCAUCUAUCCGUAAAACAGGCUCAUAUGAAUUACCAAAUAGAAGGUCACUCAGACAUAACCAGAUGAUCCUCAUAAACGAAACGGACCUUCAUAAUACAGUUGUGAGUUACAUUAGGAAUAACCACCCAGAGGCUGUAAUAGUACCUGGUCUUGGUGAGUAUCAGGAUACGGUACCAAAAAGAUGUGAUGCCUGGAAGAAGGGCUAUAAAGGUGGCCAGCCUGAUCUUAUUAUAGAGAAUCCUAUGGGAUAAGUAUAAAGGAUUCGCCAUUGAAUUUAAGUCUCCUAACGGCACCGGGAUUACAAGUGAGAAGCAAGAGAUAUGGUUUGAAAAACUGAGGGGAAUAGGAUACGCAACAAUGAUAUCAGACGACCUAGUGAAAACUUGUAUUAGAAUUAACGAGUACUUCUCACUCAAGAAAAGGGUAAGGAAAGUUGCAGCGAAAAAUACAGUUUGUGACGUAAAGCUGUACAAACCAAAGUUCAAAUCACACAAGUACUAGUUUAGUGGCAUCAUACUUUCAAGUAGAUUUGAGACAUCUUACCAGUAGAUUUAAGUUAUCUCACCAGUUAUCUUACCAGUAGAUUUAAGUUAUCUUGCAAGUAGAAUUGAGACAUCUUACAAGUAAAUUUAAGUUAUCUUGUAAGUAGAAUUAAAGAUAUCUCAUAAGACGAAACCCAGUUAAACCUAAGGUAUCUUACAAGUAGAAUGGAAGAUAAACCUGAGCAAAUUCAAUACCAGUAACAAGCGAAAAGAAGAAGGACCCAAGAAGAGUAGCUGCAGGAAAACGAUUAGCUGCAAUCAGUAAAAUAGCAAAGGAGAAAAAAAAGAAACUGGCUGAACCUGGGGAGUCAUCUAGUAAUGACAGUAUGAUUACCUACAUAGGAGUGGCCAUUGCAUUGAUAUCUCUUGUGCUAGCAUAUAAGUCGCAUCAGAGGGAAACAAGGGAACUGGAACCUAAGUACAUCCCUGAAACUGUAGAAGUAACUAGGAAAGCUGAUGAGUCCAAUUUAGAUUCACUUGAAUGA
Messenger RNA from Paramuricea clavata, 1346 nucleotides. The record is from the annotation of a GenBank genome assembly. Lineage: Eukaryota; Metazoa; Cnidaria; Anthozoa; Malacalcyonacea; Plexauridae.